AAUAAGCAACUUUUUCGGAUGAGGAGGGACUUGGUUCAGCUUGCAUAUUGCAUGCUUAUCACAUGAACCUAAUAUUAUUAAUAUAUAAAUUAAGGGUGAACCUCCAAUUCGAAGUUGGAAGUGGGAAAAGAAAAAUGGGCAGCUCCGUUUUGGGAUGUGCGUCGUCUUUGUAGCUGCUCUUCUGAAUUUUGACUUUUUGGGUAAUGGCGUCUGAAACGGCGUCAUCAGUGGACGAAGCCACCGUUGUUUCUUCAGUGGUCACAACAGCAGCUGAUAAGAGAGGCAAGCACCGGAUUGGCGCCCAACUCAAGCGUGUUGAACAGGAAUGCAGAUUCUUAGAGGAAGAAUUGGAAGAGUUUCAAAGAACAGAGAAUGUCUCAACCUUAUGUGAGGAAUUGUUGCGCAACAUAGAAAUGAUUCCCGAUCCACUACUCCCACUCCAUCAAUUUAUUUUUAUUCAGAACAAAUGGCCCUGUAAACCCAUUAUGGGAUCAGUGGUUUGAAGGACCCCAGGAUUCACAACGUUGCAGGUGCCGGAUUCUUUAACUAAAAGGGGAUCUAAUUUUUGUUGCCAUUUGUUGCGUGAGGCUUCAAGAUAUACUUCUUAUUGGCCACAUUCAUAAGUUACAUUGAAGUUUUUGUUUAGCAGAUGUUUGAUUAAAAUUUUCACCACCUUUGAGUGUAGUUUGAUCAUAUUUGAUGCACAAUUUCCCAUCUAUGCUGAUAAAUAUUGUACAUGAAAUGUAUGUAGUCCGGAAAUUCUUAAGAUUUCAAACA
Carya illinoinensis is the source of this 777-nucleotide messenger RNA. RefSeq names its product guanine nucleotide-binding protein subunit gamma 2-like. Bases 204 to 503 code for a protein of 99 amino acids. The transcript is spliced from 4 exons. The record is from RefSeq and is a predicted model, not a curated record. Lineage: Eukaryota; Viridiplantae; Streptophyta; Magnoliopsida; Fagales; Juglandaceae. Gene Ontology annotation, biological process: G protein-coupled receptor signaling pathway.